AUGCCUAAUCAGAUCAGAAACGAUCUCCUCAAAGUGGACAAGGAUUCGUAUCCAUACAUCUACGAAGAGAAUGUUGGCAUCCCCAUAAAGAGCAUUGGGGGGUUGGUCCGCACUAAUGUCUACCGACCGAAAGGUAUCGAAAAGGCCCCGGUGAUUGUCACAUAUGGGCCUUACGGCAAGGACGUGCCUUACGAGGUUUUCCAACCAAACUCGUUUCGCGAUGUGAACCCAAAUCAGAAGUCUGCGCACUCGUCGUUUGAGACUCCUGAUCCAAAGUUCUGGACUGGUCAAGGCUAUGUGGUCGUGAGAGCCGACGAGAUCGGAGUUGGCCAGUCGCCGGGGGUGCUCGACUCCAUGUCCAAGGCGACGUCAGAGGCCUUCUUCGAGAUCAUCGAGUGGGCCGCCAUCCAGCCAUGGAGCACUGGCAAGGUAGGCCUGCUCGGCAUCAGCUACUUCGCCGGCAGCCAGUGGAGAGUGGCUGCACGCCGACCCAAGGGUCUGACCUGCAUCAUCCCCUACGAGGGCAUGGCUGACUAUUAUCGCGAUCGUUGCCGCCCCGGAGGCAUCCUGGCGCUGGAGUUCCUGAAGAAAUGGUUUACUCGCAACGUCAUGUCAAACCAGUACGGCCUGCCUGGAAAGGCCGCGCGUGGCUGGGGGCCGGACACUCUUGAAGGAGACUUGUCCGAAGAAGAACUGGUCCAGAACAGGCGUGACCAGGCCGAAGACAAUGCUGCUCACCGCUUCCGUGAUGAGGAGUAUUAUGCUUCGAGGGACUACAACCUCGAGGAUAUCGAGGUCCCGCUGCUCUCAGUGGGAAACUGGGGAAGCAUCUGUUGCCAUCUUCGAGGCAACAUCGAAGGCUUUGUCCGGGCCUCGUCGCAGUACAAGUUCCUGCGCAUGGUUGUCGGUCGCCACGAUGGGCCGUUCUACGAGGAAGAAGAAGUCAGAAUCCAGCAGAGCUUCCUGGACGCGUUCCUCAAGGAUCACGACCCAUCUGGCUGGAUAACCGGCCAAAUCCCGCCCGUCGACCUGAUCCUGCGCAAUGGCAGCGUGAGCUACGACAACAAGGACGCAAGCAAGCUCUAUCCCCGACGGUCCGAGAACGAGUGGCCAAUUGCACGCACCCAGUUUACAAAAUUCUACCUGACCCCGGACCAGCGGCUAACAAAGGACUCACCAACCACAGCUUCUUACAGCAGACUGACAUACCCGGCUCUGGGCACAGUCGAGAACCAGCAUUCGCUGCUCUUCAAGAGUGCACCAUUUGACAAGUUGACCGAGAUCACGGGCCACAUCGUAGCUCAUAUCUGCGUCUCGGCAACACCCCAGCUUGGAGGCCCUAUCCCCAAAGACAUCGACCUGUUCUUCACCCUACGUCAUUACUCGGCAUCUGGUGAGGAGUGUUACUACACUGGGCUCAUGGGCGACCCAGCUCCCCUCUGCAAGGGCUGGCAGAGGGUCAGCCUGCGCAAGAUCAACAAGGAGCACCCCCUCCACCGAGAAGACCGUCCUCACCGCGACUUCUUCUCGACCGACGUCUUGCCCGUCAUCCCGGGGGAGGUUUAUGUCGUCGACGCUGAGAUUUGGCCCACCAACGUCGUCGUCCGUCCGGGCGAGACGAUCGUACUCGAGGUCAGCAGCGGCGACACGCAGGGAUCUGGCUUCUUUACUCAUGAAUCUGACGAAAGGACGCCUGAGAUCAUGGGUGGUGACAACCACAUCCACUUCAGCUCUCGGUAUACCAACUGGGUGUCUCUCCCCAUCAUUUCGCCCAAGGGAGGGAGUGAGUGA
Molecule: messenger RNA, 1791 nt
Organism: Fusarium vanettenii 77-13-4
Lineage: Eukaryota; Fungi; Ascomycota; Sordariomycetes; Hypocreales; Nectriaceae
Exons: 3
Coding region: 1-1791 (596 amino acids)
Molecular function (GO): dipeptidyl-peptidase activity
Source: RefSeq, a predicted model, not a curated record